This is a messenger RNA of Spizellomyces punctatus DAOM BR117, 1551 nucleotides long. Its product is annotated as tRNA 1-methyladenosine methyltransferase subunit GCD10. NCBI's taxonomy places the organism in Eukaryota, Fungi, Chytridiomycota, Chytridiomycetes, Spizellomycetales, Spizellomycetaceae. The transcript is spliced from 10 exons. Gene Ontology annotation, cellular component: tRNA (m1A) methyltransferase complex; nucleus. Gene Ontology annotation, biological process: tRNA methylation. Bases 33 to 1430 code for a protein of 465 amino acids. The record is from RefSeq and is a predicted model, not a curated record.
CGCUUCUUACAGUUUGGCAGCCGGGUGAAAACAUGGUGGAAAUGGCAGAGAAAAUGGAAGUUGACACUCCAGAAACAACACAGAGCGAGACACCUGAAGGGGUGCCCAACUUGCCAUCAGCUUUAGAUAUACCGGAUAUCGUCGACGACGGCGCCAUAAUUGCAGAAAACUCGUGGGCGAUUGUACAAAUGCCAAGCGACAAUACCAAGCUUGUUCAGUUCAAAGCAAAUAGUGUCGUCAAUCUUGGCAAAUUUGGAAGCUUUCAUGCGAAGGACUUGUUUGGAUAUCCUUUCGAUAUGCCCUACGAGGUCUACGGCGACAAACAAGUGAGACCUGCCUCGAUGAAUAUAUACGCCUUGGACGCUUUUGAUCUGGAAACUGAGGAGGGAACCACCAACAAGGACUUGGUCGAUCGCAGAGAAGCCCAGAAGCUCUCGCAAGUGGAAAUUGAACAGAUGAAAGCGGAUAGUUUGAAGGGCCAGGUUCCAGUUGAGAACUUGAUCAAGACUAUUGUGGAGAACAGUGAAACAUUUGACAAAAAGACUGAGUUCUCCAAAGCAAAGUACAUCAAGCGAAAGCAGAAAAAAUUUUCCAAAGUAUUCACACCGAGACGACCGAGCGCCCGAGGUCUUUGUGAACAUUUCUUCAAAGACAACCCGAGAAGAAUAUGCGAACUUCGUGUCGAUACCCUAUCGCAAAUUCUCACUACGGGCAACGUUCGUUCUGGGGCACGAUACCUAAUUGUCGACGAGGCGGGAGGACUCCUUACCUGUGCGCUCGUGGAGCGCAUGCAAGGACGGGGCGAAAUCCUGCAGUUGCACGAUCACGAAACGAAUAAUGUCGACCUAAUAAAACACCUAAACUUGCCACCGUCGAUACAUAACGUUCUAAAGAGUUUACCUUGGACGCGACUGACGCCAAACGAUGAUGAAGAUAUGGAAAAUAUGUUAAUACGCACUACCGAUGAAACAAGACUAGACAGACUCCGACACAGAAUACUUACGACCAGAGCAAAACGCGCUUUGUUAUACGCCGGUGGAUUCGAUGGAUUGUUUAUCAUCUCCCAGUAUGAUAUUAAAGAGAUUAUAGAAACUCUGUCACCCUAUCUGGCUGGAUCGAGACCAGUAGUGGUAUAUUCACCAUACAAAGAGACUAUGCUGGAGUCGUUUUUGCAUUUGCGAAACAGCAGAGACUUUGUCAACGCGCAGCUGACAGAGAGUUGGAUUCGGGAGUACCAGCUUCCAACUGCAGCAUCUGGAACACAUCCGCUAAUGAGAAUGUCCGGGUCUGGGGGUUAUAUUUUGAGUGCAAUACGUGUAAUUGACUGUGAAACCCAUGCUGCUACUGCGAGGCGGGUCCGUGUGAAGAACGGGAAGGUCGCAGAGGUAAAAUCGACAGGAGAAGAAGGAGUUGAGCAAGAGCAUGCAUAGGACGGAGACUUAGAGAUUCAUUUAUUUAUUUUGAUACUGUUCAUGUGAAGGCGUGACAAUAAAGAUGCCCUUCUCAUCGUUUCUAGGGAAUUAAAAAUCAUCCGAAAAAAGGGUAGUCCGG